GAACAGCGCCAGUGUACAUCGCACCCGCCGGGACAUGGGCAGUGCCCGCUUUUCCUUCUUUCUGAACAAGCGCGCACUCCGAGCACGCUGAGGAUGUCCUUGUCGAGCCGAGCCCGCAGCAGCCGCCUAACCCCCGGCGAUGGCUGACAGCAGCGGAGAGCUGCAGGGCUUCUCUCUCGCUAAUCCCAUGGCCGGGCUUUGAUCCGAGGAGGAGCAACCGCUUGCAAACCAUUCCCCCCAGCACCACCACCACCACUUCUUCCUCCAUACGCUCACUCAGGCACUCCAAGCCGCCAUGGAACGAGCAGCUCCUCCAGCCAUCAAUCCCAGCCAUGCCCACCGACUGGAGGGUAACAUGAUGAAAUCCCCUCCCUCCUGUCUCAAGUCUGGCAACGUCAAGGUCUCCCUCAAGAAAUGGAGCAUUUGGGACAAAUUUUAUAACUUGGGCACCGAGAUGAGGAUGUCCAAACGUGGCAGGUUUAUGUUCCCAUACUGUGAAUAUUCUGUUUCUGGGCUGGAUCCUGACAAGAACUACAUCAUGGCAAUGGAUAUCUCUCCAGUAGACAACUACCGUUACCGUUAUAAUGGGUGCAAAUGGCAGAUCAAUGGAAAGGCAACCCCACAUGUGACUGGGAGACUUUACUUCCACCCAAAUGGCAGUGUUUCUGGGAAAGAGUGGAUGGUCAAGCCAGUGUCUUUUGCCAAAAUGCGAUUAACCAAUUGUCCAACUGCAGAAGAAGGUAAUGCAAUCCUUCAUUCCAUGCAUCGAUAUGUCCCCCAGUUGCACAUCAUUGUGGCUGAUGGAAUCAUUGAGAAGUUAAACCUGAAUGAUCCUCGGGUCUACACAUUUGUCUUUCAACAGACUGAAUUCUUUGCUGUGACAAAGUAUGAAAACAAAUUUAUCAGGCAGCUAAAACACUUCUAUAAUCCUUAUGGUACUGCACUACGAGAUGUAAAGACUUCAAAACAGGAUGUUGGUAAUAGUCAAAGGCCUAGGAAACGAUGUGAAAAAAAAACCCUCUACCCUGCUGAAAAUAUCCACAGAACCGUGUCUGAUCAAGAACCUAAGGAGGAACUAAAAACAAUGAUUCCUAUAAAGGAUGGUGCAGUAAGAAUCCAAGAGAGUAUGAAUAAUCGAGGGGUCACAAAAGAAAUGAGAGAAAUUGUGUCUGUCGAAAAUGUAUUGCAAAUGGAGGGUUCAUUCAAUUUAAAAGGUUCUCUCGGUGACCCAGUGGAGAUUGGAAAACUUGAGCAGAAAUUGCGGAAUGAUUUGCGUUGGAAUGGGAAGCAUGAAAUCCUUCACCCAGCACUACGCAAAUUUGGAGUAAAACUGAGUGAUCUCCAACUCACUGAAUGUAUAAAUGUGGAACAUUUAGGACUGGCUUCCACGCAGAGUGUUGAAUUGGUUUCUUCCUUUCCUGUAAAUGAAUCUCAUGGGAUUCGAGAAACUGGAAUUCCAUUUAUCUCCCGAACAGGAAAAACAAAUGAUCUCACCAAGAUUAAGGGCUGGAAGAACAAGUUUAACCUGCAGCCUGGGUCACCUGAGAACAAUCCAAGUCCAUCACCUUCAAGUGUCAGCCCAGCGGUUAUUAAAAAUAGAUCAGCAUUUGUUAGCGACUUGCUUGAUGAGUAUCUGGAGAAAGAAGGGAAGAUCAUUGAGCAGUCACUCUUGUAUGACUACAAGAUACCAGAGAUUGGUUGUCAAACUCCAACCACGUUGGACACAUCAUGCAAUAUUCAACAAAACACUACUCGUUCACCUGACUUUGGUGCGCCACUGAAAAAUAAAUCUUCACACUUGGAAAUGUCUCCAGUGUUAGAGAAGCAUUUUAGUGUCACAAAUAAAGGCAUUUUCAUCAGAGAUAUACAAAGCACCAGUGUGGACGCGAAAGCUAAGUGUACAAAACAGAAGAAUGACAAUUCGGCAGCUAAAAGACCCAAAAUAGCCAGUCAAUAUGACAGUAAGACACAAUUAGCCAGUAACAAUAAAGAAUCUGCAGUUUGUGCCACAGCUCCACAGAAGAAACAGCUGAAAUCAGGUUCCACAUACCUUAAGGUUGUUCCUGUGGCAUCAAGUCCCAAUGGAGGAAAAAAAUCCAACAUUUCAACAAAUCAAACUGAGACAAUUUAUAUUUCAGAUGAUAAGAAUGCUGAGAAAUCAGAACCAAGAAACCUCCAAAUUGAGUCUACUUCCCAAGCUACAAUAGAUCCAUCUUCAGUAAUGGAGCAUCCAUCAACAACAACAAACCGAUCGACCGCUUCAAAGGUUGUUGAAGUCAUCUCCUACUGUAAUUGGAAUGAAAGUCGUGUUAAGAUUAUUAAGUUAAUUGCUGAGUGUGCUAUGGCCAAUAAACUUCCCUUGAUACAGCGAUUGGACAAUUACGAGAUUAAUUUGGAAAAAAGUGAUGGAACUUUAUUUCCACCGAAGAAGAGGAUUGAUGUGAGAGCAACGAUCCAAAAUGUCUCCGAUUCUGAACAUGGAUGUAUUAGGCCCCUGGUGCAGAAUAUGGUGAUUGAAGCUGUGGUUGGCAAUUCUGCCUUCAAAACAAAGCUGAAUAAUUUAAUAUCCAAGGUCUCUAAAGACAGUUCUAAGCAAACAAAAGUCGAACAGCUUGAUUCUUCAGUUCAUGUUGUAAUGGAUUUAGAGAAAAGUGUCUCCUCACCAGAAAAGAGCCCAAGUGAUACCAGUUGCACUACCAACCCGUCCAACAGACUUACUGCAGAAAGUAAAGCUCAGUCAUUUCCAGUGAUUACAGCACAGAAAAGGGAACAAGGAGUUUCCAUUGCAGCUACUGACACUACUGUGAAAAAUGUGUCCAAAGCCCCCUCUCCUAUUAGAUCUGCAGUCACUACAUUCCAGAGAAUUGGGGCUUUGAGUACAAUCCUGACCAAUACUACUGCAACACCAACUCCAAACUGCUUUAUGAAUUCUGUUGCAUCUGGAAAUAAACCUGAGACAUCGGCUGCUCCUCCAACCCGUUACCUAUUAUGUAAGACUAAUUCUUCUGGAUUGCCUUCAGGUUCAUCUGCCUCUCUGGAUCAAGAUGGCCGCCGGCAAUGCAUUGCUGUCCCAAACACAUUGAAACUACAGCCAGGAGACAAUCUGAUGCUUCAGCCUAUCAAGGCUGCUGAUGGCCGACAGUUGUACAGACACUCCAGUGGGAAAAUAUUCCAGCUAGUUUACACAAAGACUCCAGAACAAACACCAGUGCAACAGCUGAACAUUCCCCAGUCACCAAUUCCAGCUGCUACAAAUUCAGAACUGUGUACCAAAACCAGUUUAUCAGAAGCAAGUGUUGGAAGAUUGCACAAUUCCACAUCGCUAUGUGACGUAACUGCAACAAAGCUGCAACUUCAGUGUGUCCCUGCAACUUGGACAUUGGUAGAUCAGCUUUCUCCAUCCCAGUCAUUAAGUAUGUUUUCAGAGACCACUACACAGGCUGAGCAGCACGACAAUAUCAUUCCUUUGGCCGAUUGCCAAACAAAAGCAAAUCUUGUUAGUUUAAACAAUGACAUAUUUGACUUAGAAAUGAAUCCAGUGAAAUCCUCUGAACAAGGGGAAUGCAAUCAAAGAGCGAAAACUGUUAACACAUUCCCUAUGAAAAGUGAGACCAUUACGGUCACUGGAGCUUAUGAAACAAAAUGGGUGACAGAGGAUAAUACAUUUGCAAAAGAUUGCAAAAGGACAGACAGCAUGGAAAAAUUUAAAACUCAGCUUAAUGCAAGCAAGCGAAGUGAAGCCCAUAUUAAAGUUGAGCGAGAUUUGGCUGAAAUAAAUGGUGAUGAGCGCAUGGAUUCUGAUGGCCCUGAAAUCUGCACUGUUACCAUAAAAGAGGAACCUCUGAAUGAUGAGGAACACAAUAGCUUUACUGCAUGGAGAGAAGAGUCCUUUAGAAACUCCAAGUUCUGGAACCGUUCAUUCAAUUUAAAUACAGAAGCUGUGACUGAAGCCGAGUUAGGUGUGCAGACUCAUUCAAGCAAUAGAAAUAGAGAUGGGGUUGGAAACCUGGUGUCAAGUGCAAGAAUUCCAAGAAAUUCGUUAAUUGUCAAUAAUCCUGCAGUACCACACAGGGGAUUUUUCCAGAAUUCACAAUCAUUCAGCAAUUCAACUAAAAGAAGGGUAUACGAAACUUCUGUACUAUGUGAAGCUAGAAAGAAGGCGAUAUUACACAACUUGAGAGAACGAGAGUCACGCAGAAUGAUGGAAAAUCGUUUUAAAGUAUUGAAGAACAAACUUUUUGAUGACAAACAAAUUGCUUCAAAAGGUGCCAUCCUUGAUGAGGCCAUAGAUGUAAUCAAUAACUUGGAUAGGCAGUCCAAAAAUCUAACAGUGGAGAAGGAACUACUGUUAGGAAAACAGAAAAUUCUGUUAGAAAAGAUCUCACUAUUAUCUGCAGGAAUGGAACCUGUUGUAACACAAGAUGGCAUUGAAGCGGGUGAAAUAAUUGAAACCGGUGAGACUUUGAGUUUCUCAAGUGGGAGAGUUUCCUCUUCCCAGAACUCCUUUGGAAUGAAAUGGUUUGCAGAAGGUGGUCCUGUGAAUACUUUGGAUGACCAUGGGACAAAUUGUGGAUUAAAUCUAAAAUAUGAGGUGAACUCAACUGGUUCCGAUGAUAUAGUUGCUGUCAAGAUUGGUGACUACUUCAGUGAAAAAUGUAACAGUGAACUUGGCUAUUCUGGCAGCACCAAUACCUUUGCAGUGAAAAGAGAAGAAAAUCUUAGCCAAGAAGAUUGCUCCACUGUCAGCUCAGUAAAUGAAGAAUAUUCUGGAAGUUCCAGGUUUUGUAGCCUUUCAGAUUUCAGCACUGAUAUGGAGGCUUUGAAUAAAAUGAGCAUGCAAUGCAGUGAGCCAUCUAGGGGUUGGAUAGCCAACAGGAAGGCAACAUCACACACACUGAGAGAACGAGAAUCACGCAAGUUGAUGGAAAAUCGUUUUAAAUUAUUGGAGAGCACUGUAUUCAAUGACAAAAAGGCUCCAAAGGGUGCCAUUCUCACUAAGGCCAUUGAUGUAAUCAGUGACUUGGAUAUGCAAUCAGAAGAACUGUUCAAGGAAAAGGAACUGUUAAAGAGAAAGCAAAAAAAAUUGUUAGAGGAAAUUUCACUUUUAGCAGAUACAAGAUCUGAUGCAAUUGAGGAUCAAGCAGAAGAUGGGCAUUUCUUUAGUGUUAAGAAGACCUCGGAGGCAAGAGGAUUAACAUUUCAGAAACCUUCUGAACCACAAUGGCUUGAAAGCAGCAACCCAUCUGACACUGCAGUAACGAAAGGCAACAAGGUUUCUGCUUUAUCAGAAAGCCAUGAUACAGAUUGCACGGGAGGACCUGACUGGGAGCAAGAUGAAUUAAAAGCCAACUGUCUUUUUCUGCCUAAGAUUGCAGGGGACCUCAAAGAGAAGCAUUACCAGGAACCACUGAAUCCUGAUGGUUACGAUUCCACUGCUUUAAGAAGAAAGAUUUUUAAUGGUAAAGAUGAAGAUGCUCUCUUCACUGUAGGAAGAGAGUCGUCCAUUGGGAGCUCUGACUUUGGCAGUCAUUCAGAUUUUGAUGUAAAUGCAGAUGAUGUGAAUGAAAUUGAUGUGGAAAUACUGAGUCAUUCAGACGCCGAAUAUUUUGAUGUUGAGAUGGAAGAUGGUGAAGUAGCUGAUGGAACUUCAACAGCUGAAAAGUUAUGUGCACCUCCCAGAUGGCAUUUUCACAAUUAUUCUCAAUCUCACAAAUUUUCACCCAAGAGAAAGAUUUACAAUAUGUCGGAGCUGAAGAAAAGCAGAAAGAAUCCACUGCUGCACACAUUGAGAGAGAGAGAGUGGCGCAAGCUUAUGCAGAAUCGUUUCAGUGAGUUAAGGGAGCUGCUGUUUGAGGAUGAACGGGUUUCAAAACGUGCCAUUCUUGAUGAGGCCAUCAGUGAAAUUCAAAACCUGUGUCAGCAAGGGCAUAAACUCUAUUUGGAGAAAAAGCUGCUGAUGAAAAAACACAAGGCAUUGUUAAAAAUAAUCGCUGUACUCUCUGGAGAGAAGAAAGUUAAAACUCAGAAAAGUGAUGCUGCUGUUUGUGGGAAGCAUAGUGAGAAUUACGAUCAUAACAGGACUCCUGUUUCUCCAGGGCCAUCUUUAAUAUCGGCUGCAAAGGGAAACGAUGAGGAAUCUACACUAGUGCCAAUAGCUGGAACUCCUUUUCGUCUUCUCCUCGAGAAAAUUGCAGUUUCCCCCCAUGGUGAGGAAUAUGGAGAAUGGGACACUCGUUCCCAGACAGAGGCGCAUGGCACAAAGGAACUACCACCAAGAAGUCUUGUCAUACACCAGCAAGAAGAUGCACAUUUGGCUUUCUUAGAGGGUUAUUCACAAAUGACAUCAACACAGCCAAGAGAAGAAAUGCAAAUGCAGAAACUUCCAGAAAGAUUGGAAAAAAUUUCUGAUACAGCAUCAACAGCCAUUGAUGUAGCAGCAAGAAACCUUAAGAUUGUGCCGGAUGAAAAACAGUAUGCAAAUGCAAUGGGCCUGAAUUUCAAAUCUGCAAAAGAUCUGCCAUCAAAUGGGGAUGUUAAAAAGUCAUCAGAGGGUGCUUUGUAUUGGUCAAAGUCAGUAGAUAAGGACAGUUCUGCAGAGUCGUUUGAAAAGAAUCCAAUAGAUGCAAAAUCAGCAGUAAAAGGGAAACUGCAGGUUAUCAGAUCAGCAAAAGGGCAGGACAUUCUUCAAAAACUGGCUAAGAAGGUUCAAGAGGCUGGAAUUAAACCAUGGACGUGGAAAUCAAAACGUGAAGAUUCAGAAAAUGUCUCACAAAACUUGUUUGACAGUGAAGGCAAGUUGAUGCAAUGUUUCCAAAAAGCUUCCACCUCCGUUAACGAGAGUUCUAUUGCCCAGUAUGUGUGUACAGAGACAUCUGAUCUCCUUGUGAAAGACAUAAGCUUGCAUAAUCUUUUGCCAGGCCAAACAUUAAAGCAUCCUGCAUCAUUGAACAGAGGAGGUGCUGAUCAAUUGGAGGCUGAACUAGACUUAGAUUCAGUUUCCUCAGAUGGUUCUACAACAGCAACAUGUGCUGUCAGGGAGCCAAAAAUAUUUAUAUCUUCCGUGGACAUUCAUUCUGCCAAUGAAGCAAAUGCAAAUGGGGGCUAUUUGUUACUAGAUUCCACACAGUAGAAUUUGAAAUUAGAAGUCCCUGACUGUAGUAUGAAACUGUCUACACUCUCUUCCAUUACUGUGCUCAUGAUCUUUCCAUGCCUUAAUAGAAAGACUUGUCUGAGCAAUAGAAGGCCAGAACAUUUGGGCAGGUUUUGGAAUAACUGAGCCCUAACCAAGACAAGUUUUGAAACUUAAUUGCACAGACUGUACCCUAUGAUAAUGUUGGAUUUGAUUAAUUCAAAAGUUUACACACAGCCCUGCUAAGCUGUUCAAGGAAGUCAUGCAAUGUUGCCUCCUUGGCCUAACAAGGGCCAAGUUUUCUCAUUCUCUCUUCUCAUUCUUCCCUCAUCCAGCAGAAAAUGAGAAUGGAAAGGAUUAGCUAUAUGAGCAAAUAAAAUUGCAAGUUGUAGAGUUGUUGACUUUGCAUUAACACUAUUGAGGAAGGAGGGGUUGGAAAUUGAUCCAGACUGGAAUUGCAGUGAUCAAUAUGAAGAGCACAUCCCUGAAAAUUAGAAAAUCUGUCAGAGUGUUUGUAUUUAUGAAGACAUCAACAGUAAUAAAUUCACUCCUCCGUCCGAUCCCACAGAGGUCAGUACUUGAGGCAAUCUACUUACUUUACAAAAUGUUCUUUUUGAUGUCAGUGAGAAAACCCAGAUUUUGCUUUGUUAGAAAACAAGGCGUUAGUGCUGUUUUAAGGGAACAAGUUCACUUCAUGUGCUAAGAUCUGAAUUUCUGAAGACUGGGGCCCCACUGUGGUAGACGCUGAAUUGCUUGCUCUGUACAACCUGGAGUGACAGUGGAUAAAUCCGUAAUGUUUAAAUGUGCAUAAUCUUUUAUAAAAUUGGACUUUAUACUUCACAGUAUAGGUUGGAACUUCAGUCCAAAUUUAACCAUGGUCUUACAUGGAAUGAAUACAUUUUGCAGAAAAACACACGCGCAUUUCUUUCCCAUGUAUAACGGUUAGUUUUCAAAUUUUCAACAAUUAGCAACUAUCUUUCAUUUGUGCUUUCACCUCCAGGUUUUCAGUUUAUGUUUAAAAAGUUUUGAAAUCUUACAAUAAUGUUAAAACAGAUGACAGGGAGACAGAGUCUUAAAGUUUGGCUCUCUUCUAAAACAACUGCUUGUGGAUUCUGAUGGAACAAAACUAGUUAGGGACUUCAAAUAUAUAAUUCUGCAAGAACCAUGCAAUGCACAGUUAUGUGACAAUACAGUAUUGUGGGAAUCUUGUACUGUGCUUCGAAUAGCUGUUCUUGGGGCAAUAUAUAACCGUUCAAUGUACUUGCACUUGAUUGUGAAAUUAGUCAUUUUCUUGUGAUGUUGAGUGCUUGGAUAUGAAACUAAUUUCCUCUUGGAACUGGUGACUCAUCCUGGCAAAGUCUGGAGUAGUGAAGAUCAGUUGCAGCAGUGGAUGAUGUUAAUGAAUAUUCUGAAAUAGCCAGUAAUACUCUUAUAGCAACUUCGUUGUUGUGAGUUGUAGGUAUAAAGAUCCAGUUCUCUCCAUUGUAUUGUUUUGGUGCAUAGCCCACGUAUCUUAUGUAUGUGGAGAAUUAUGUUAAUAUUCUUACAUAACAGAGUUCAGUGCAGAGACUUCAAUCUUGUAUCCAGCAUCUGUACAAACCUGUUCUAAUUAUUUGAACUGUGGCUUUGAUAUCCUUCGUGUGCCCAUUUCUGGUAGUCUCUCACCUGUCAUUCAUAUAGACUAGUCAUCUUUCUAUUUCUGUUUAUUUGUUGGAUUUCUGUUUUCACUUUGUGGGUCUGCAAUUUUGAGGGCUGCUGUUAACACUUACCUCAGAAAUGGGCAAAUCCCAUGUUAGGACACCAAGAUUGCCUAUAAAUACUCAUAUAUGCAAAUUGUUGAGAACUGAGUGUCUACAGGAUUCCUUGUUUUGUACUUUUACAGUCUAGUAAGAUGCCCUGGGCAGCUGUGGGUAUAAUGCUUUAUUAAAGCAAAUUACUGUAGAUGUCUGAAAGAAAAACAAAAUAUUGGAGAAACUCAGCAGGUCAGCAGCAUCUGUGGAGUGAGAAAUCGAGUUAAUAGUUCAAGGUCAAUAUGACUUUUCUCCUGGAGAGUCAUAGUGGACUUGAAAUGUUAAAGUUGUUUCUCCUGUCUUCUCUCUCCUAUUUUGUCUCCAUCUCUCCAUGUCUCUUCCCACCACCCACCUCACACAUACUGCCAGACCGGCUGAAUUUCUCCAGCACUCUGUUUUGAUAGUUUAUUUCUGUACUUUGCCAUUAGCUCUGCUCCUUUGUAUUUAUUACAGCAGAUUUUAGGUGCUGGGUAGCAUAAUUGGUCCAAAUGAUAAAUUAGGACAUCCCAUUUCAAAAAUACAAUUUGUUUUUGUUUGAAAUUUCCAUUUUGAGUCUUCUCACUGUGCCAUGUAUUUCACUAUAUUUCAAGGAUUAACUUUCACUAGAUACUAGUUUGUUGCAUGGGGUGCACGUUUGGCCGCAUAAUGGAUUUGACGAGUCGGUGAUUUGUUCUACCACCUCAUAAUUUAGGCUUCACUGCCAUGAGGAACCUUCCUCGGAUGCUUUUUCUCUCCUCCUUUUGUCUAGCUUUGGCUUUUUAAAAAAAAAUGUUCUGUGAAAAUGGCCUUUUGUUUGUUAGUUUAGUAUUCAUUUGUCUUUUUCGUGUUUUGUCUCAAAUCCUUUUGAAAUUACAGACCCGACUUAACAAUGGUAGAUUUAUUACAAUGGAGAAAUUUGGAAUGUGACAAAUUUGCGGAAUAUGUAAGAUUUCAAAAAAGAACUCCGAGGUCCUUGUACUGUUUCUAAGAUAUGUUAUCUCAUAGGAGUAUUGCUGCACAAUAAAAAACAAGACUGGCAGUAUUCACUUAUUUGAAUGGGAUCACUACAAUAAAGUUGUCAAAUAGAUUUGCACAACCAACCACAACACUACUUUAAGUGCUAGUCUUCAUGUUCCCUCUGGUUGUCUGUUACACUAAGGUUUAUAAUCUGGUGAGCAGUUGAGCAUUUAGAAAUUGCUUCAAUAUCAGGACUGGUAACGGUUUAUUUUAGCAAAGGAAAUAAGUCAGAAACGUCUUAUUCUUUUACUAGCGAAAUAAUGUUGACUUUUCUUCCUAUCAUCCAACAAAAAUUCUUUUCCAAGAGAUUUGAGCCAUAGGCACUUAAUGUAAUAGAAGCCAGCUUUGAUAUUUGUUUUUUUUCAUGUGUUUCAUGAACUGUGUUGUGGGAAGAAUGGCAAUUCAGAGCUGGUUUGGAGAGGUGCUACAGGGUAGCAGAUGGUUUCUGCAAUAAAUCAUUUUGUUCUUACCCAAUGUGAAAAUAAACAAUUAACUGGUUACUGUUGCCAUCCUUGCCAGAAUACAUCGCUUGAAGCAGAGUGGGCUCUCCUGAUCAAGUUGGGCUGUGGGGAGAUGGAGAUGCAUUUGUUGUAAAUAAAAUGUAGACUUCUCACCCCUCUCCCACCACCUCAAGUUGUAAAACUUAAUUAAAAAAUAAACUUUGGAAUAGUACAUCAGGAUCUAUAAAGGGAAACAACAAGUUAAUCUCUCAGUUCUAUUUCUAAUUGGUUAAUUAACAGGACUAAAAUUAAUGAGAUUCAGGCCUCCAUUCUGAAAAUAAUCUGCAUCCAAUAUAAUUGUCAUUUUUCCCUUAAAGGAACGGUGAAGCUUGAAAUAAUCGUUUCUGAUCACUCCAGUUCCAUCACUACAAGUUAAAAUUUCCUUCCUAUUUUUAACGUGUUGCUUAGGAAAAAUAUUCUGACAUCUGCAUCUCCAGAGACUGCUCGAGUGGCCCAGCCCGCCAGCAUUGUUCUGUACCUUACUUUCCCCAUUGAACUGGAUCUGCUGUGGGAAAGCAGGUUGAUCGGGAGAAGGAGCAGUUACAUUGACACUGGGUGUUGCCUUUAUGCCAUGCUUGAAUUUGAGCUGCUGCUGGUGAAAUAUAAAAUUGUUACUUAAUAUUUUGGUACUGUUCAGUAGGAAAUGCUCCCACAAGGACUGAUCCAAGUUGACCUUGUUUCUUUGAUAGGAUGUCACUGCAAUGUAGAAUACUAUUUUUACCCUUGUUUUGGAAUGCAGAUUAGAUAACAGUCUGUCCAGCAGAGUGUGUCAGUCCCCACAAAUUCUACAAAUCAAUGUUAUAAAGCUUUCAGAAGUUCUCCCUGUGCUCCCUUUGGGCCUUGGGUAUUGCCAAGUUUACAGCCCUUUACUUUUGCUUUUGAACAUUCAGGCAGUCUAGGUUUUUCUUUAUCCCACUUGCAUGUUUGGAACUGUAUCAGAAAAUGCAGAGAUUCAAACCUGGCAGCUUAGGAAAACAGGGCUACCAAGUUCACACAGCAAAGAUAAGUAUAGUGUUAUAUGUACUGUAGAAGUCUAGUCCACUUUCAGUAGAUAGUUAAAAGAAUAAUUUUGGUUCUUUAUUUUUGAAGCCUGUCCUCACAGUCAGACUUCACAUUGUUUACUCUAUGCUGGAUGAAAGAAUAAAUACAUCCAUGAUGAAAGGACUCCAUCGCCUGCACCUUUGAUUAGCCUGUAGGGAAAUGUGGGUUGGGAUACAAUUGCAAAUUGCACUCUCUCCUGUCUAAUGGUUGGCAGGGUGUUGCAGUUCCAAGUAGCUGUUUAAAGCUGAGUGGAUUCAGAUUUGUCAUCAAAGGGAAGUAAAGAAAUUAUUGCAUCAGCGUUGUUCUGUUGCUAAUAUUCAUCCCAGUCACGGGGUCAUAAAUCUAAUGUCCAAUGCAAGACUUUGAGCCCAACAUUUAGUCUAACCCUCCAAUGCAUUUUGCAGUGAGAAAUUGCAUGCUGUUCUGGAUGAUGUUCUUUCUUCAACCAGAAAUUGUUCAACAGGCUAUUAAUCUUAUUAUUUGUGGGAUCUUGUUUGUCCAAAAUGGCUGUUUUUGUUUGCCGUCAUAACAAUCACUGCAUUUCAAAAUUGAAAUUGUGAAACACCUGAAACAUUGAAGGUAUGUAUCAGGGUGCAGUAAAAAUUCAAGGUUUUUUUUGUAAUUGUAACAUAUAAGGUAUUUAUCAGUGUAACUAAUUAAUGUGUUGCAAGAAUUCUGUGAAAAGAUGUGGAUAUAAGCUAGGCUGUGUGAAGGCUCCAGAGCAUGACUGAAUCAUUUAAUGAGGAAAAGCGGAAGUUGCUUCUUUAUAGUUACUACUUAAAAGCUGUAGAAGACACAACUUCCAUUAUUUUUAAAACUCAUGGUGUGUUAAAGUGCUCGAUCGCAUAAUGGAAGUUUUUCUUUCACAUUGUUGUAGUUCUUUGUGACUAUGGAAUGAAUAUCUUGCUUUUUUUAAAUAGCAAAUAUUGAUUUGCUAAUGAAUUUAUUUGAACCUGUUUGUAAAGUAAAACCAGUGUUAUUUGUAUUUUUAAUAUUUUUCAAUGAAA
Messenger RNA from Hemiscyllium ocellatum (epaulette shark), 12463 nucleotides. RefSeq lists its product as uncharacterized. The transcript is spliced from 29 exons. Bases 296 to 7129 code for a protein of 2277 amino acids. Lineage: Eukaryota; Metazoa; Chordata; Chondrichthyes; Orectolobiformes; Hemiscylliidae. Gene Ontology annotation, cellular component: nucleus. Gene Ontology annotation, biological process: regulation of transcription by RNA polymerase II; positive regulation of DNA-templated transcription; cell fate specification. Gene Ontology annotation, molecular function: DNA-binding transcription factor activity, RNA polymerase II-specific; protein dimerization activity; RNA polymerase II cis-regulatory region sequence-specific DNA binding. The record is from RefSeq and is a predicted model, not a curated record.